Molecule: messenger RNA, 1455 nt
Organism: Symbiodinium necroappetens
Lineage: Eukaryota; Dinophyceae; Suessiales; Symbiodiniaceae
Source: the annotation of a GenBank genome assembly
AUGGCGAAGCGUGUAGUGGGAGCUCGUCGCAGCCUGGUCUGCCUUGCAGUGCUCUACCAGCUAGGUCUGCUGGCAUGGGACUUCACGGGUGGCGUGAGCCGUGUCGUGAGAAGAGCCCAGCCUGAUGCAAAGACAAAUGUCUUGGCGAAAGACCCGCCGGUCGCCGAGGAACUGAAGCUGUCAAACUCAACAGAAGGAGCUCUCGAGACAGAGCUGAAACAGGAUUUCGGAGCAGAAGAAAGCAAGGAGUCCAGAGCAGCUCGCAAGACCGCAGAAACCAAAGAGCGUGUAGCGGAGAAGAAGCGAAGGCUUGAAAGUGCACAGGGAUCGGAAGACUCGAUGAUUGACUGGGCCGAGUAUGCCAAGCAAGCUCGAGAAAUGGCAGCAGAGGCUGCGAAGGAUGCCGCGAAACCUGGCAAGGAAAGCGCAGCGGCACGUGCCAAAGAGUUGGCUUUGGGCUUUGUAGCCUCCGGCUUGGACUCUGCAGCCGAAGCUCCGAUCCUGGUUCCAGCCUCUGCUGCUGCUUUGGUGGUGGUGCUUGCUGCCUUGAUGUUUGGGCGCCCGGCUCCGGAGCCCCGUCCGGCCCCGGUGCGCCAGGCAGCUCCUGUGGUGCUGUCAAAAGCCCAGCCCAGCCUGAAGGCAGAAACCCCUGCUGCCGUGCCAGCCGCGCCAGUGCCAGUGAGACCCGCUCCAGCACCUGCGCCCGCUCCGCCGACAAAGCAGGACUUGCCCUGGGCACGCAGCCUGGCCAAGUCUGCCAGAGACACGCUGAAAUCUGUGGCUGAGGAGCUCCCCGCUGCCGAGUCCUUGGUGGAAGAAGAGCUGCCGGUGGCUGAAUCCGCCUUCAAUUGGGUCUCAAGCAUUACACCGGAGAAUGCCCCAGAGAAGAUCGAGAAGGAUGCUCUGCCCGCAGCAGCGCGCUUCGCGGGAGAGGUCCUGAAAGCGGGACUUCGGGCCGGCUCCGUGGGCUUGGAUUUCGCAUCGCAGAACUUGCCGGCGGCAGAGGAGGCUUUGGGCAAGGCGGUGGAAAAGGGCUUGCCGGUGGCACAGUCUGCGCUGCGCGACGCAGCUUCAGGAGCUCGAAGUCUGGCCACAGAAGGACUUCCAGGUUCGGAGACGCCACCAUCGAAUUCUGUUCUUCGAGCACUGGUGGAAGCUGCACCGGGGGUGCUGUCAAACACUGCCAAGGUGCUGGAUGCCACAGCUGACGCAGCUCCACAGGUGACAUCAGGCGUUGGGCAAGCCGUGUCAGUGGUGACUCCGAUUGCACAGGCUACACUGGGUGUUGCAUCAGACCUCGCCGAAGGGGUUUCCAACAUCCCUGGAUCAGCAGUUGAACAGGCUGCCGGCAAGUUAGCCGACACGGUGAAGUCUUCCAUACCGCCAGAUGCCGCAUCCAAUGCAAAGCAGUUGGUCGAGAAGGCAGCUUCCGCUGUCAUGACGCCGAAGAAGUGA